UCUUGAUUGUGAAAGCUGAGUCCUCCAUAGUAGAGCUAGGUACAAAAAUGGAGGGCAACACUAACAAGGAAAGAGGAGGAGUAGAAUGGAGAAUCAACAUGGGAGAUGGGACAUCGAGAGUUCUAGAAGCUGAGAGCAGGUUCGGAUUGCAGAGGUUCGUGUCCAAGGUGGGCGGCUUCUUUCAACGAGCAUGGAGGUUAGGAGUAAACGAGCCAAAGAAAUUGAUACAUUGUGUUAAGGUGGGGUUGGCUCUCUCUCUGGUUUCACUCUUCUAUUACAUGAGGCCCUUGUAUGAUGGAGUUGGUGGCAAUGCUAUGUGGGCUGUCAUGACUGUCGUCGUUGUCUUUGAGUAUACCGUUGGGGCUACUCUAUGUAAAUGUGUGAAUAGGGCAACUGGGACUUUCUUGGCUGGAGCAUUGGGUGUUGGUGUUCAUUGGGUUGCUAGCCAAUCUGGAGAAAGGUUUGAGCCCAUCAUUCUUCAACUCUCAGUCUUUCUUCUAGCUACUGCCGCCACAUUCUCGCGUUUCAUUCCAUCCAUAAAAGCUCGAUUCGACUAUGGGGCGAUGAUCUUCAUCCUCACCUUCAGCCUCAUAUCGGUGUCUGGCUACCGUGUAGAGAAGCUCUUUGAAAUGGCUCAUCACAGACUCUCCACCAUUGCCAUAGGCACCUCCAUCUGCAUCAUUACAACCAUUGUUUUUUGCCCUGUUUGGGCCGGGACCGAGCUCCAUAACCUCAUCAGGAACAACAUGGACAAGCUGUCUGAUUCCUUAGAUGGAUGUGUGGCAGACUAUUUCAGUACUAACAGUGAAACUUCAGACAAAACAUGGCAAGGCUACAAAUGCGCCCUUAAUUCUAAGGCCACCGAAGAAUCAUUGGCGAAUUUCGCUAGAUGGGAGCCGGCACAUGACAAGUUCAACUUCGGACAUCCAUGGUUGGAGUAUGUCAAGGUUGGAGCCUCACUCAGAAGCUGCGCUUACUGCAUCGAGGCGCUUAACGGGAGCAUGAACUCGGAGGCUAAGGUUCCUGAUGGCCUCAAGCAGCAUUUCGGCAACUUCUGUGUGAGACUUAGCAAUGCAUCCUCAGGUGUGAUGAGAGAAGUUGCUGUGGUGAUGAGCAGCAUGAAGAAACCAACAAGAAUAGAUUUCAUGGCGGAGGAGAUGAGGAAUGCGGUUGAAGAGCUCGAGAACGCCUUGAAAUCACUGUCGAAGCAGCCCAUCCUGGCGGCUGAGGGUGUGACUCUAGUAGAAGUGGCUCCAUUAGUGACAGUUUCGUCGCUGCUGAUAGAGAUUGCGGCAAGAACAGAAAAGCUUGCAGGGGCAGUGAAUGGAGUGGCGGAGAAGGCUGAAUUUGAGGUUGAGACUGCAGAGGAAGCCAAGAAAGGGCAGAGCUUGAAAGAGGGGACUAGGUUGAUGAUGAAGGAAGAAGAAGACAAGGCGAUGAAGACCCUUCAGAAGGUCUGAGUUUGUGAGAAAACAACCAAAUUAUGCUUUCUUUUAGUGAAGUUGGUUGCUUAUAGGCGAUGGCUAUGUACAGAGCACACAAGUUGUUCAACAAAAUUUGGUUAUAUUUUUGUUCAGGACAGAGGAAAAAAAAGGAAACUUAUUUUAAAAAUAUCA
Molecule: messenger RNA, 1616 nt
Organism: Salvia splendens (bonfire salvia)
Lineage: Eukaryota; Viridiplantae; Streptophyta; Magnoliopsida; Lamiales; Lamiaceae
Product: aluminum-activated malate transporter 10
Biological process (GO): malate transport
Source: RefSeq, a predicted model, not a curated record